Trichoderma asperellum CBS 433.97 is the source of this 1274-nucleotide messenger RNA. Its product is annotated as putative secondary metabolism biosynthetic enzyme, variant 2. The record is from RefSeq and is a predicted model, not a curated record. Gene Ontology annotation, biological process: biosynthetic process. NCBI's taxonomy places the organism in Eukaryota, Fungi, Ascomycota, Sordariomycetes, Hypocreales, Hypocreaceae.
AUACACAGUAGCAUCUAUUCAAAAUGUACGAAGGCGGACCCAAUCCCAUCAAAGUCCAAAUCUCGCCGGCUUAUAAGCGGGCAAAUCCGUCACCACCGUUAGUUUUAAUCCACGAUGGAGGUGGCACAACAUUUGGUUAUUUUAUGCUGGGGAAUCUUUAUCGCGAUGUAUGGGCAAUUCAUAAUCCUCAUUUCUUCGAUGGAGGUGCCUUUGAAGGCGGCUUAGAUGAGAUGGCGCGGCUGUACAUCGGAUAUAUGAAUGAUGCGGGCAUCAAGGGCGAUAUCUUGCUGGGCGGCUGGUCUCUUGGUGGAUAUCUGUCCCUGACUGUUGCGCGCUUCUUGGCUGAGGACCCUGAAGCUAAGAUCAGGAUUUUGGGUAUCGUGAUGAUGGACACGCCAUAUCACACUCCAUACAACCAAGAAGAGGGGCCCACCGACGAUCCUGUCAUUGAAAAUAUCCCAGAAGCUGUGCAGAAAUGUUUCGACCGCUGCGAUGAGAUGCUUGAGAACUGGGAGGUGCCUAAAUGGGACGGUCCUGCGUGCGAUGGCAAAUUUAUCUUCUUUGGUGUUGAUGGAAGACGCUAUUCUGUUCCACCUGGGAAAGUGCUGUAUAAGCCCUUCAAUGGAAUAUGGUCACCGAUUGAAGUGCCACAGUAUAAGCCGCUGGAGGAAUCGCAGCCUGAAAAAGCAUUACUAAUUACGCCGCCUACAGUCUUGCUUCGGUGCACUGAGCCUAUGCCUCUCCCUGAAGGCAGGACUCAGCCGUUCAUAAUAGACAAGUAUCGCAACGAUCGUACCCUAGGCUGGGCAGGUAAUACACCAGAGUUUAUCAAAGCAGUACUUGAUGUAGACUCAAACCACUAUGAAAUGUUUGAUAAGACAAACGACACGCGGAUCAAAGAUGUUACAACGCGGCUUAACCUGGCUCUAGAGAUUUUAGACAGUAUUGGCGGCUCUACAAAGCCGGCUUCCGGAGGCAAACCCUCGUUGGACUAUUUUUAAACAGAUACUCAACGUGUAGUGGCCGCAUCGUGAAUCAUAAAAUCUGAGUCCAGUUUAAUGAUAGACCUAUAGAGGCGUGAGCAGGGAAAAGUAGCGGAGAUCAUUGGUUAUUUAAGAUAAAGUUCUUUCAAGCAAGUCAUUCCAUACUGAAUAGAUUGAAUAGAAUAUUAAAUAUGGCAUAUAAUUUGCUUUGCCAACUUAGGUUGUAUCAUUGCCUACUAGGGAACGGCCACUACUAAUGGCUUUUGAUAGGUGAUGGCUGAGUUGAAAUAC